CUCAUGUGCAUUUCCACCCAGAUGCUGGGUUUUGGCAUGGCCGGCUUCUUCACCCGCUUCCUCGUCACCCCUGCCUCCAUGAUCUGGCCUACGAAUCUCAUCAGCACGUCACUAUUCACAGCCUUGCACGACAAAAGCAAGCCCGACCCCGCCAAGACGUCUGGCUGGACCAUGGGCAAGUACCGCUUUUUUAUGAUAGUCAUGGUUGUUUCGUUUUUCUGGUAUUGGUUUCCCGGAUACAUCGCGCCUUUCCUCAGCGUCUUUGCCUGGGUCACCUGGAUUCGCCCCAAUAACGCUAUCAUCAACCAGAUCUUUGGUGGUUGGACCGGGCUAUCGCUGAUCCCCAUCACCUUCGACUGGACUCAGAUUUCCGGCUUCAACUUCAGCCCUCUCAUCGCCCCGUGGCACGGUAUCGCCAACACCCUGAUCGCCUGCGUUUUGUGGUACUGGAUUAUCACCCCGGCUCUUCACUAUAGCGGCCUCUUCUAUGCCAAGUAUCUGCCGAUCAGCGACUCAAACAGCUAUGAUAACACGGCCCAACGCUACAAUGUCUCUCGCAUUAUCACUCCCCAGUUCACUUUUGACUACGAAGAGUACAAGAGGUACUCGCCUCUUUUCCUGUCCACCACCUUCGCCCUCAGCUAUGGUUUGUCGUUUGCUUCGAUGAUUGCCCUCCUUGUGCAUACCGCCCUCUUCCAUGGCAAGGACCUCAUCCAGCGGAUCAAGAACUUGGGUAUGGAAGAGGAGGAUAUCCACCAGCGCCUAAUGUCCCGCUUCAAGCCUGUUCCUUGGUGGUGGUACGGUGCGGUGUCUCUCGUCAUGAUUGGAAUAGCUCUCGGUGUCACCCAAGGCUACGACACCCAUCUCAGUUGGUGGGCGUUUUUCAUUUCCCUUAUCAUCGCGGUUGUCUGGUUUGUCCCUUGUGGCAUUGUCCAGGCGAUGACCAACAUCCAGAUCGGGUUGAAUGUCAUUACCGAAUUCAUCGUCGGCUACAUGCAACCAGGAAAGCCCAUGGCCAUGAUGCUGUUCAAGACAUAUGGCUACAUUAGCAUGUACCAAGGCCUUUUCUUCCUUCAGGAUAUGAAACUGGGUCACUACAUGAAGAUCCCCCCUCGUGUCACCUUCAUGGCUCAAAUGAUUUCCUGCCUCUGGAGCUCGAUCGUUCAGAUUUGCGUCAUGAAUUGGGCUCUCGGUGCCAUCUCCGAUAUAUGCCAGCCUCAGCAAAAGAAUAGAUACACAUGUCCCAACGGUCGUGUCUUCUUCAACGCCUCCAUUAUCUGGGGUGUCAUCGGUCCCAAGCGCAUCUUCUCGGGUGGCCAGAUCUACAAUCCGCUCAUGUACUUCUUCCUUGCUGGCUUCCUUUUGCCCAUCGCUGUUUAUCUAGUCGCCCGCAAGUGGCCACGCAGCCCCGCCCGUUACAUCAAUGCUCCCAUUAUCUUCGGUGGUACCGGUUUGAUUCCACCCGCAACGCCGCUGAACUAUCUUUCCUGGGGUAUUGUCGGUUUCAUAUUUAACAAGCUGAUCCGCGAUCGCUACCGCGGUUGGUGGUCCUACUACAACUUCAUCACUUCUGCUGCUCUGGAUGUCGGUCUCAUGCUGUCAACCAUUCUCAUCUUCUUGGCGCUCUUCAUGACCAACACUUCCUUCCCGUCCUGGUGGGGUACGUCUAUUGCUGAAAACACAAUGGAUGCAUCCGGAACUGCAAUUCGGGUCACCCUGCCCCCUGGGGAACAGUUUGGUCCAAAGUCCUGGUCGUAGAUGUGUUAUCAUCCCUCGUCAGACCACCCUUUUUUUAUUUUUUUAUUUGAAAGACGACGGUACAGUUGCAGCUACCUUACUUCAUAAUGAUCUAGCGUUGUUUUGAUCAAGUGAUAUGCUCGUCUUUCAGGACACGUUUAUGAGACACUGUUGAUCUCCUCCCUUGCUUCACAAUUUCUUCGCAUUGUUGGAUUCCCUUUUCCGUUACAAUGUAACGUAAUGACUCUAGUCAAAAUGAAUAUAUAUAAUCAAUCCACUUU
Monascus purpureus is the source of this 2018-nucleotide messenger RNA. The record is from the annotation of a GenBank genome assembly. Lineage: Eukaryota; Fungi; Ascomycota; Eurotiomycetes; Eurotiales; Aspergillaceae.